This is a messenger RNA of Schistosoma bovis, 6508 nucleotides long. NCBI's taxonomy places the organism in Eukaryota, Metazoa, Platyhelminthes, Trematoda, Strigeidida, Schistosomatidae. The record is from the annotation of a GenBank genome assembly.
ACUGAUACUGUUACUACCUCUACCAUUCUGGUAUUUGGCCUGAUGAAUUCGUCUCUUUGUGCUAAUGGGGCAUGGCAACUUGACCUAAUGUACAUAUGUUUAGGUUCUACGUUAUGACUGACUGAUUGAGUUUUAUUUAUUCACUCAACGUGUCUAAAUAGUCUUAGGUCUUAUUAUAGUCUUUUUUCAUACAACUACGUAUCAUGUACACUAUGUUGAUCAGUAGAUCUUCAGGGUAGAGAUCAAUCUUGGGAGUCAUUGCAAAACAAAUUCGGACAGAAAUUAUAACUGGACAUUACUGAUGAACGCCACACAUAGUCGUCACCAUGAAUGACAGUUCUUUAUAAGACUUUAAAUAACUGUUAGUCCAAAGAGUAUUUUCACCCCGAUUAUAUAUAUGAUCAGGUACUCCCAUAUUGACUUUAGUUAACGUAGUCAUUAAUUAUUGGAAGCUGACACUAGGUUUCCAGCUGUGAUGUCUCUCCCGUAAGGUUCCAAGAUUCCAACUUUCAUAUUUUUAUGACUUACUCAAAGGGAUUUUCUUCCUUCCCCAUUAUCUGUACAUUUGGUUAAAUUGGGCUUUAUUGUGUGUACUUUCUUUAAUGUGUUAUGUCCUAAUGUUUUGUGGUAAAGAUGUAUGUUAGACAUCUAAAAGUCCUGUAUCUAAAUAUAUUUAUUCUGUAUUCAGCGAUCUUUUAUUCAUACAACUUGGUUAUUGUUGACAAACUUGUGCAAUAAGUAACAGAUUCUCCAAGCGCUUUUCUAGUUGUAUCGUUCAAGUUAAUGAGGAAAAGAAAAUGCUUCUGGAGUAGUUUGCAUCAUCAAAGUGUAUAUUAGUUCAGGUUCACUCUGUCACAGAAAUUAGGGACUUAAAAGUUGCACCGAAGUAUGUGCUCAAAGUUGUUCCAUAGAGACUGUUAAUUAUCGGCACUCGCAAUUCAUCGACUAAGAUCCUAAUGAAUACAGACAUUUAUAGAUUCCUCAUCCAGAUUUGCAUGUAACUUAAAUGAAUUGGCUGCUCUUCUGUGAUUUUAAGUUAUUUUAGACCGCUGUAAUUUUUUUUAUUUUCGCUCUAACGAUUAAUGUUAAUGCUAUUUGUAGUCUAAUUGUCUUAAGUGACUUUUCCAUUGUGAAAGCAGGAAUGGUUAGAGCGCUGGGAAAUUUCUUGAAUACUAGAUCAAUCUAAUGGUUGUAUCUAGUUACUGCCUAAUUACGAACAGCAGGAAUUCAAUGGUCCAUAAAUACAUUUGUUUCAAAUAAAACGAUUGAUUUUAACUUCCAUCUCAUCUUCGGUAAAAACAACUGGUCGUGCAAAUAUGAUCUGCAACUUAGUUUAUGAAGUUUUAGACUGUUGGAGCUCACUACCGUUGGUGUUUUGGGCGUUCUAGAUCGUCCUGACUUACCAAAUAGCUGCUUACAUAAAGUUGUAUCUAACACGGCCGGUUUGAACCAAGCGUUCCAUUUUUUCUGGUCAAUUAUAAUUACACAAUUAUCCGUCAAUAGCCUAAGAAAAUGUUCGGAAGUUUUUUGAAGACCGUCACAUCGGAUGGUCAAAAACUGUUAUAAGAAUGAAGAAAACAACUGCAUCUGGGGUUUUUUAGAAGCUAUUUUAGUUCUCUCAUGUCAUCAAUAAAAAAAGUUUCACGUCAGAAAACCAAUCCUAGAACACUCGGGUUAACAUUUUGAAAGUGAAUUCAGUUGGUGUGGUACUCCAGCAGCUUCGACUUCAAAUUGUGUCCUAUGAUUCAUAAAUAUACACACCGAAAAGUAAAGAUUUAUUAGAAAUUUAAAUCACCAAGGAAUAAAUUCAGCAUUCUUGUCUAGAAGGAAUAUAACAGACUGAAAUUACUGAGUCACUCCAAAACAAAAUAGUCAUUGUACCUAUCGCUAAAGCAUCAUACGUAGUGUAUGUGAAAUUCGUCCAAUAUAAAUUUAGUACCUGUCCCGUCUAAAAUAAUAGCUGCAAUCAAAGUGGAGGCAAUAUACUAAACAAGUGAGAAAUUGGCCAUCAACGAGCAGAUUUAUCUUCAGGUUGUGGAUGAAUGGUUCAAGUGUCCAACCUCAACUAUAUGUCUUAAUAAUCACACAUUUUAUGUUAAUAGUUUUGUAGGUCCUGAUAUUAUUAGGGAUUUUUUUAUUCGUCAGAUGAAACUGCUCUGGAAAGAUGACUUUUAACAUGUUCUUUAGCAUCUCAAAGCCUUAUAGAGGAAAGUAAGCUCCCAACCUCACUCCGAAUGAUGAAACACAAUGAAUAUUCUCUGUCUUCAAAUUGAUCAAGGGUCUAGACAAUGUUGCCUAGUUUCAUCAUUUCCUCUGUAACUAUUGCACGUAUAGCGUAUGAGAUUAGUAUUAUAUCUACAACUUAUGAAAACACUAAAACUUCAGCUUGUUGACUAUAUUAUCUUACUGUGCGGUCCCACAAGCCUUGCAAAUCGGUAAAUAAUCUGACGUUUCCUGGACUACAUAAAGUCACAUCGAUCUGAAUAUAUCUAUAUUAAUCAAGUAGUUGUAUGCUUAAUGUCCUUGGUCAAAUCGUGGGACUGACACAAGUAAGAGGUAUGUAACCUAACCAUAUCUUAUAUCGCACUCCAUCCUGUUACUUCCGUAAGUCAGUUGCAUUGGAAAAAGUGUACUGGGUCACUCAAGUGGUGUAUUCUCAUUUUCUACUCAUAGUCAAGUUCUAAAUUUCAUGUUAGUUAUUUCAUAAUCAGUGUUUAUUGGUAUAGUAUCUUCAUUGCACCUUUCAGGUGUAAAGUAAUUUCAUAAGAUUAAUAGAAGUUCAUGUUCGUAUUAAAUCAUACGAUAGAACUGUCUUUGCAUUUAUUAGCUAUAUAUUAAUGGUGGCAUGACAGACAAAACAAAUCUCUAUACAACGAAAGUAAGGAAGUUUCAUAUCAUUUUUGAAGUAAUCGUACCAAUGAUAAUCGGCUGUGCAACUCUUCAAUGAGAGAAGCUAUAUUACACAUCUAUGAAACCUGAUGUCCACAAGCUAACGGUGCAGACUUCUUUUGGGCUCAGGGCAGACCGCUUUUUAGUGAUUACGAUUUCUAUUUGAGUAAUCCAGAUACCCUUAACGUAUGGUAUCUCACGGACUGAAUAAAGCAGAGAAACAGUCCAUAAGAUGGUGCUGUGAGACUAAAGAUAACUUCGUCAGAUUAACAUCUUUCGACUUAUCAGAACCCCGAGAUUACACAUCUGUGAUGUAAUAGGACUCAAAGUUAAAGUUCAUGACAGUUCAACUUCGUACUUUAGUCUUCAGCAUCAAUAGUAAAUUGAAAUUUGAAGUGAACUAAAUCCUUAUCUCACUACUGCUCAUCAUGAUUUUUUCGUUCUGUAUAAUGGUUACUUCAUUAAAAUGCUACCAUAUUUGCAUGUUUCAUUUUUUUUUUCUUUGAUUAGUCAUAUUUUUUCUAGAUAUUUCGCAUAUGAAUGAUAACUUUAGUUUUACAAUAGGAAUCUAGUCAACUGUCUAUUAGUUGUAUUCUGAAACUUAUUCAGUUAGUAUUUGGAAGGAUCAUUCUCAUAAGCAACAUGGUCGUUUAUUCAGUCACCUUUGUCAUUCCAUUAGUUUAUCAAUCAGUUUUUAUGUUUUCUGGGCGACCCUACAAGACAUGACUCAAAAUCAAUUACAAUAGUGAUUUGCGUGGAUUUUUCUAGAUCUCGAAUAUUUUAUUACUCAUUUUUCUCUUCUUUAGAUACCUAAUCGUUUUAACAUAAGUACCUCUGGACGUUAUUAGAUAAUGUUUUUGUGUGACAGCGUAUCUAUCUGGUGGCCCAUUGGAAGGAAUUAUAAAUGCAAAGCAAUUAGUAAUUAUCUUAGGUCUAUUUGCUGUGUUUGUUUUUUGUCAUUUUUAAAAAAUUAGUUAUAUGGUCUGUUUAUUCAAAUCAUACGUAUUUUUAAAAAAACAAGUAAAUUUAAAUGAACACUUUCAUUCAUGUACUUGUAUAGUUACAUUAUUGUUAGUUAAGAAAAUUACAUCUGUAGAUUAUUAUACUGGAUUGAAAAGCUUUCAUGUUAAUUAACUAAUCUAAUGUACAGAAUAAUCCAUCAUUAUAUUACUAUUAAGUGUCACAAACAAAAUAACCGUCAAAACUAGAAUAGACUGCUGCACUACUUUUUUUGGUCAUUGAAAUAAAUAUUCACCAUUUUGAUGUAUUUACCGUUUUUUAUCUGCUCUAUAUUACAUUCUUCCUUAUGGUUUAGAUCUCAUCAUCAGUUAGUAAAUGGCUAUACUACUGUGAUUACAACUGAUAAUAUUCAACCUCCAAACGGAUCUGAUUCACACACGGAAUUUAACAUCUCUAGUGCGCCUAGAGUGCCAGCAAAUCAACAUGAUAGGGAUUUCUGGUCAGCUUUAAUAGGAUCUCUAUUUGGAUCCCAUAAAUUUUCAUCUACAAGGAAUACUUUAGCAACUGUUGACUCAACUUCUAGAGGUCAAGAUGCAGAAUUACCUGACAGGCAACGCCCUUUAAAUGAUUGGACUGAAGUCGAUGGUUUCUGGGAACCUAACAAUCUAUCUGCUUCCUCUUCACUGUCAAAUUCUAAUGUUAAUUCCCAAAAUACUCAAAUUGAUUUGUCGUUACCACCAGGUUGGGAAAGACGUUUUGACAAGUCAACUCAGAAAUAUUAUUUUAUCAACCAUAAAUGUAAAAUCACUCAAUGGGAGGAUCCACGUGAACGUGGAAUGGAUGAAACCCAACCUCUCCCGCCUGGAUGGGAGAAACGUUAUACCGCCCAAGGACAAAGGUUUUUCAUUGAUCAUAAUACCCAUACUACUACCCUUGUUGAUCCACGUACUGGACAACAUGCUGGUUCAUUGGGUAGUAUGGGAGUCCCAUUGCAAUAUGAAAGAAAUUUUCGAUCCAAAGUCAAUUAUUUUCGUGCUUGUUGUACAAAUGCCAUGUUAAAUGGGCAGACUAAACUUCUUAUAUCAAGAGAUAAUUUAUUAGAGGACUCGUUUCAACUGGUAUCCCAAAUGUCUCCAUCUGGUUUAAGAAGACGUUUAUCUAUAACAUUUCUACAUGAAGAAGGUUUGGAUUACGGUGGAGUAGCCAGAGAAUGGUUCUAUCGUCUUUCAAGAGAAAUUUUAAACCCAAUGUUUGGCUUGUUUGAGUAUACUGGAACAGAUUAUGCCUUACAAGUAAAUCCAGCCUCUCAUGUUAAUCCAAAUCAUAUGGCGUAUUUUCGAUUCGUUGGACGCUUUAUUGGUAUGGCACUUUUUCAUGGUCGCUGCAUUGAUGGUGGGCUUACUCUUGCUUUUUAUAAACAAAUUUUGAAGCGGAAAUUAACAUUAGAAGACCUUGGCCAUACGGAUCACAGUUAUUAUCAAUCGUUAAUUUAUGUCAGAGAUAAUCCAGUUGAUGAGUGUGAUUUGGACUUGUACUUUAUUGGAACCUAUGAUCUUUUAGGCGCUUUGCGUGAAGACGAACUUAUUGAAGGUGGCAAAGAUAUUAAAGUGACUGAGGAAAAUAAAUCCGAUUAUAUCAGACUGAUGGUUGAUUGGCGAUUCAACAGAGGAGUAAAAAAACAAACAGAAGAAAUUCACAAAGGUAUUUUUGAAGUACUAAAUCCCGAGUGGCUGGAAUUAUUCGAUGAGCGUGAACUUGAACUCCUAUUAUCCGGUAUGCCAGAGAUCGAUGUUGACGAUUGGGAAAAGAAUACGGUCUACAUAAAGUACACACGAUCAAGUAAACAGAUUAUUUGGUUUUGGAAGUUGAUUCGAAAACUUGAUAAUGAACAUCGUGCUCGUCUUCUACAAUUCGUCACAGGUACCUGUCAUUUACCAUUAGGAGGCUUCUCUGAAUUAACUGGCAGUGGUGGUCGUCAGUUAUUUUGUAUAGAGCGUACAGGCGAUGAACAAUGGCUACCACGUAGUCACACAUGCUUCAACCGGUUAGAUUUACCGCCAUACAAUUCGUACGAUCAAUUGUGCGAAAAACUGCAAAUGGCAAUUGAAGAAACUAAGGGAUUUGGGCAAGAAUAAAUCUAACCUCCUCUAUGACUUUCCCUUAAAAACACUUAAAUUAUAAUGUUAUUUUUAUUGUGUAUAUUCCAGUAAUCAUCUAUCACAGUAAUGAUUGAUGAGAAACGUUUUGUGGAGGUUAGGGUAGGCGGUGAAGUGGUAAAAUCAGUGGUAUACUGUGUUUUGAAUAAACUGUGAUCUAUUACCAAUUAGUAAUCUUUUUUUAGUAUGUAAUUUCCGUUUUCUCUUUUCGAUUUCCAUUAUUAUUAUUAUUAUUAUUGUCUCUGGGUAAUGAAAAUUAUUUUAUUAAAUAUUUUUUUCUAAAUUUUGUUUUACUGAUUUUGUCUUCAAUUUACAUACGAUACUCUCUACAUAUGUGUACCCAAAGGUAUGUUUUGCUUUUAUGCUAAAUUAAUCAAACAAAUUAUGUUCGUUUGUUUGCGAACAAAACGUGUCAGAUGAUAUGGCUCUCGUUACUUUCCCAGUUGUCAAUGAAUUGACCUUAUCAUUGACUGACUUAAUUAGACUAAAAACACAAUGCAUCA